This is a messenger RNA of Adineta steineri, 4006 nucleotides long. The record is from the annotation of a GenBank genome assembly. Lineage: Eukaryota; Metazoa; Rotifera; Eurotatoria; Adinetida; Adinetidae.
AUGUCAGCUACAAAUAAUAAUACAUCACUCGAAGCAAUAGCUUUAGUUGGUAUAGCAUGUGAAUUUGCAGGUGAUAUUCAUUCACCAAAUGAUUUAUGGCAUGCAUUAAAAGAAAGUCGUGAUGUUGGUAGUGCUGUACCACGUGAUCGAUUUGAUAUUGACUCAUUUGCUGCUCAUAUGUUUAAUAUGGAUAAUAAUGGACAACUUCGUCAAAAACUUCUUCGUGCUGGUUAUUUUAUGUCAAAUCAACAAUGGGAUAUGUUUGAACCAAGUUUUUUUGAUUUAUCAGAUGCUGAAGCAGGCAGUGUUGAUCCAUGUCAUCGAUUACUUAUGUUAAAAUUUGUUCAUUUACUUGAUGAUUGUGGAUACAGUGUUGAAAAAGUGAAUGGUACAAAAACAUCAGUACAUAUUGGACAAUUUUCAACAGAUCAUGCAAUUGCAACAACUCGUAUGAGACCUGAACAUCGAUCAAGAUUUCAUGGACCUAAUAGUUUAUUAUAUAAUGCUUCAACUCGUUUAUCAUAUCACUUUAAUUUACAUGGUCCAAAUGUUUCAUUAGAUGUUGCUUGUUCAUCAUCUUUAGAAGCUUUACAUAUGGCUAUACAAUGUCUUCGUACAAAUGAAGCCGAUAUGGCUGUAUGUGGUGGUGUUAAUGGAAUUUUUGCACCGGAAAAUUUUCUACAAAGUUCACUUAUUGGUGCACAAUCACCUGAUGGAAGAAGUCGAUCAUUUAGUGCUGAUGCUAAUGGUUAUGCUAAAGGUGAUGGUCUUGGUCUUUUAUUAUUAAAACGAUUAAGUGAUGCCGAACGUGAUGGAGAUCGUAUAUAUUGUGUUAUUCGUGAUGUACUAAGUUGUCAUGAUGGAAAUGAAGAUAAAAUGAGUUUUGUCGUUCCAUCAGCUGCUGGACAAGGACGUUUAUUAGAAAAUAUUUAUUCGCGAAAUAAUUUUGAUACUCGAAAAAUAUUGUUUGUUGAAGCACAUGGUACAGGUACACCAGUUGGUGAUCCUAUUGAAGCAAAUUCUUUAGGUCGAUUUUUUAAUCGAUCAAAUCUUGAUCCACCAUUAUUAUUGGGUUCAAUUAAAAGUAAUUUAGGACAUACUGAAGGUGCAGCUGGUGUUGCAUCAUUUAUUAAAGCUGCUAUGUGUAUGUAUCAUCGUGGUAUUACAGCAAAUAUGCAAUUUACUUCACUUAAUCCUAAAAUAGAAGCACAAAAAUAUAAUCUACAUAUUGUUCAGAAUUUUAUACCAUUCCCAACUCUUCCAAAUAAUGAAAAAAUAGCUAUUGGUGUUAAUUCAUUUGGAAUGGGUGGUACUACGACACAUGUUAUUAUUGAAGAAUAUCAACCAAAUAAAACAUCAAUUACAAAUGGUCAUAUCAACGGAUAUCAUAUUAAAAGUAAACAAUAUUUUACUUUCAUUUUUUCAACAAAAAGUCGUCAAUCUCUUAAUAAUCAGUUAAUUGAAUUCAAUCGUUGGUUAGAGACAAAACCAAUUAAUGAUAUAGAUGAUGAUCAAGCUUUUCUUCAACGUAUAUCUCAACAACUUCUUCUUAAAAGAACUAUUAGUUAUACACAUUCAGCAAUCUUUGUUUUCGUCAAUCGUCAACAAUUACAAGAUCAAAUCAAUGCUUUUCUUACUGAACAAACAUCACCAGGCCUCUCAAUCAUAUCACGUCCAACAAAAGCAUUAGCACAGAAAAUAUGUUUUGUUUUUAGUGGACAAGGUCCACAAUGGUGGGCUAUGGGUAGACAAUUAUAUGAAAGUGAACCUUUAUUUAAUAAAUGGAUUAAUUUAAUUGAUGGAGAAAUGACAAAAAUUAAUAAUGGUGAAUGGAGAUUAUUAGAAGAAUUGAUUGAAAAGAAAAAUGAACAAGAAUCUCGUAUUAAUGAUACAAAUAUUGCUCAACCAACAUUAUUUGCUAUACAAGUUGCAUUAGCAGCUUUACUUGUUUCGUGGAAUAUUUAUCCAUCAUCGAUUAUAUCACAUAGUGCUGGUGAUCAAGCAGCUGCUUUUGUUGCUGGUCGUUUAAGUUUAGAAGAAGCUGUUCGUGUUGUUUAUCAUCGAUCACGUCUUCAAAAUCGUAAUACACGACAAGGUGGUCGUAUGUUAGCUGUUUCAAUGAGUGAAGAAGAAGUACAAAAUAAACUUCUUAAAGGUAUUGAACAUUUGGCUUCUAUUGCUGUUGUUAAUAGUCCUCGUUCAGUAACAAUAAGUGGUGAUGAAAAAACUAUUGAUGAAAUACAACAAAUUCUUUCCAUAGCUUAUCCUAAUGUAUUUAAAGCACGUCUUCGUAUUGAAAAUGCAUUUCAUUCAUACCAAAUGAAUCGAUUUGAUAUUGAAAAAGAAAUGCUUUCAUCAUUGAAAGAUAUUCGAGGACUUCCAAUACAAGAUCAAAAACAAAUUUUUGAUCCAAUAUGUGCAAAAGCAAAACUUUAUUCAAGUGUUAUAGGUGAACAAAUGCAUGAUAAUAUACCAGUUGAUGGUCAAUAUUGGUGGUCAAAUGUAAGACAAGCUGUUCGAUUUUAUGAUGCUAUAACAUCAAUUAUAAAAGAUGAAGCAGCAAAUAUUUUUCUUGAAAUUUCACCACAUCCAGUUUUAGCUACAUCUAUUCGUGAAUGUUAUGAAUUAACAAAUCAACAACAAUCAUCACCACUUAUUCUUCCAACAUUAAAACGAAAAGAAAAUGAACAAAUAACGUUACUAACGAGUUUAGCACAACUUACAACAUCAUCUCAUGUAUGGCAACAAUAUUUUCAUACUCGCCAAAUUUUAUCUAUGAAAAAUCAUGAAGAAUAUUUUGAUGAUUUUCCAUUAUAUAAAUUUCAUCUUAAUCCAUGUUGGUAUGAAUCAAAAGAUUCAUCUAUACAACGUUUAGCUAAUCGUAUAUCUACUCACCCAUUACUUGGUAUUCGACAAUUAAAUGAUCAAACAAGUGCAACAUGGAAAAGUCUUAUUAAUAUUAAUUUACCACAACAUUCUUUUUUAAAAGAUCAUAAAAUUCAAGAUGGAAUUCUUUUUCCAGCUGUUGCUUAUCUUGAACUUGCAACAGCUGCUUGUCAUCAAUUACUUUCAUCAAAAGGUGAUCAACAAAAAGAACAACAACCAACAAUUAUUUUUGAAGACGUUAAUUUUAUUAAAGCACUUGUUCUUAAUGAACAUGAAUUAGUUGAAGUAUUUACACAAGUAAUUAUGCCAAUGCGUGAAUGGUAUAUUUAUAGUCGACCAUGGUCAGCAGCUGGUCUAGAUUGUAUGCGUCCAUCAGGUAUGACUUGUACUGAUGUUGUUGAAUCAUUUCGUGAUCAAGAUAAUCUUAAUAAAUAUUCAUUAAAUGAAUUUACUUUACAUGCUCAAGGUAAAAUCGAAAUAGAUUUUAAAGAACAAAAAUCAUUAACAAUACCUCCUCUUAAUACAAUUAAUGAUACAUGGUCAACACAAGAUAUAGAAAGUACUUAUGCACAUCUUUCAACACGAGGUUAUCAAUAUGGAUCUAGUUUUCAAAAAAUGAAAACAUUACGUGGUACAUCAACUACAGUUAUAUCUGAAUUAUCAAAUGAUGAUAAUGAUUGCUCAUCUUUUUAUUUACUUCAUCCAUCUGUAAUGGAUUCAUCUUUUCAUCCAUUUCUAGUUUUAUUACCAGGUAUUGAAACAACAUUUCUUCCAGUACGUAUUCAAAAAUUUAUUUAUUCAAGUAAAACAAAAACAAAAAUGAAUCCAUCAACAAACGUUGAAGUACGUGGAAAGUAUCAUGAUAAUAUAUGUGGUAUAGGUCAAGAAGGAACAUAUAGUCUUGAUUUAUGGAUAUUUCCAAUGGAUAAUAAAAUCGAGGAACCAGUAUUUACAUGUGAAAGUAUUAGUCUUCAACGAGUUCAAGGUGUACAAUCUGGUCGAUGGUCAAUGGAAAAAACAAUUUAUGACAAAUUAAAUAUGCAAACUGAUUUACCUAAUGCUGAUCAUAAAACAUAUUUAAAUACAAUUGUAAAAGAUUAUUGUAUGAAAAGAGUAUGGA